Ophidiomyces ophidiicola is the source of this 3906-nucleotide messenger RNA. RefSeq lists its product as uncharacterized. The transcript is spliced from 5 exons. Gene Ontology annotation, molecular function: U2 snRNA binding; protein binding. Lineage: Eukaryota; Fungi; Ascomycota; Eurotiomycetes; Onygenales; Onygenaceae. Bases 1 to 3906 code for a protein of 1301 amino acids. Gene Ontology annotation, cellular component: nucleus; U2 snRNP. Gene Ontology annotation, biological process: mRNA splicing, via spliceosome. The record is from RefSeq and is a predicted model, not a curated record.
AUGUCAGUGCAAACCACAUAUCUUGAAAAUGGUGAAUGGGCCACCAGAAGCGUUAAUAUUGGAGAAAUCUUGGCUAGAAAUCGGGAACUCAACAUGCCGGCCAAUACACCUGUUUUCAAACCUCCAUCCAUAGGUCUUCUUUCAAGGACACUUGUGUGUGGCCCUGCAAUCCAGUGGGUAUUGCCAGCACGAAUUCGACAUCCUAAAAAGAAUGAUGUUGUUUUUGUUGGAGAUAGUUUCAUUCAAGUCAAAGAGCUUGUUCCUAGUGGGCACUUGGAAGAAAUUAUUACCAAGGCAGAUUUUGAUGCUAAAAUUGUGGCCGCAAAAGUUAUCAAUACGCGCCCCGAGCUUGGUUUAGAAGAUCAAGGCAAUAUUCGCGAUUUGGUGCAAGACAUGGAAAAUGUACCACCUCAAAUUCUUGUGCUGAUUUUGUCAUCCAAGGAGAUCAUAUUUAUGUACGCUAGAGAGUUACCUCGAGGGCGAUAUGAAUUCAUACAUGCGCGGCGGCCGUUGCCAGCAGAAGUCAGCUCCCUAGAAGAAUACGGCAGAAUCCUUGCAAUCGAUCCUCGAUCUAGAGCAAUGACUAUCUCCACAACUCAUCAGUUUUUUGGUGUGUUCGCACUAAAGCCCCCUCGGGUCAUGCAAUGUGAAAUGAAAAACGGGCCAGUGAAUCCAAUUUUAGAGGAAGAAUUUUUCAGAACUGAAGGUGAUAUUCUGAAAAUGGAGUUUUUAUAUCCAAAAGCAAACAAUCCUAACAGCAUCGUUCUUAUGCUUGUUACAUCACGGCGUACAGGCAUUCAUGUUGAGAUCUACGAUUGGGCAGUGAAACAAGAUGUUCUCUGCUUUAAUAUGCUGAAAAUCACAAUGAUGAGAAGACUUCCAUCAGAGUGGGGAGCUCCACCAAUUUUAAUACCCUUGAUUCAAUCUAUGUCUGUGCUCUUUGUAACCCCUGGUGCUGUGCACAUUUUUAAAGACAUUUUGGAGCCAGACUGCACCAUCAGAAAAUAUGUGCUUCCACCAAGAGAUGAUCUUCAGUUGACAGAUCUGAUUUGGACACAAUGGACAAGACCCAUGCGGCAUGAAGUUCAUAACAAAGAAUUUGAUGAUAUUUACCUAUGCCGUGAGGAUGGUGAAGUUUUAUAUCUUGAAAUAAAAGAGGGUGCUGUGCAACGAAACUCGGUUCUUGGCUAUCUUGGCUGCAGCCUUGACAGUGGAUUUGCCAUCUUAGAUGGAGGGUUUGAAGCUGGAGAUUUGUUUGUUGCAACUGGUAGCUUGAGUAGUGGCGGUUUAUUCAUCACUGAACCAAGAAAGCCACCAAAAUGUGUUCAAAAAAUCCCUAACUGGGCUCCAACUUUGGACUCCGUAAUUAUCGCCGGACAAAACCAAGAUGAUUCCCCUUCCAAAACAAAUGUUCGAGUUAUCAGGCCGCCAUACGACCGGAUUUUCGCCUGUUCUGGUGCGGGUAAUCGUCAUGGUGCUAUUACGGAAUUUAGAUACGGGCUUGAAGCGCGAAUUGGGUUGGUGGUUGAUCAGGAAGAUUCGGCGGGUAUUACAAAUCUCUGGACUUUACCAAACCUAAUGACUGCAGGUACAUAUUGCUUGAUAUCGAGCCCGUUGUCAUCCUCGUUAAUCUUCAUACCACUUGCUGCUACGGAGGAACUGUACACUUUGGAUGAAGAAACCUGUGGCCUUAACCUCAGCGCGCAAACUUUGGCGGCAUCUUGUACAGCUGACCAAGUCAUGGUCCAAAUCACAGAUAUUUCCAUUCAAUUGACCGUGCUUGGAAAUAAAUCCCUUCGAUUCUCAGUAAGGCUCGGGUCUUUAGAGAAAAUAAUUGCUGCUACAGUCUACAGCCGCCUCUCGUUGUUAGCCACAGCAAUCUGCUACGAUGACAAAGUUCAUAUAGUUGUACGAACAUCAGAAUUAAGUACUACUGGCCUACGCUGUGACAUGUUUGCUGAGCCAUACCUCACUGCUUACGUACCCCUUUGCCUUCUCAUUGAGGAGAUAGAGUCCUACUUUUUUCUCUUCAUUGGCACACGCGAAGGCAAAAUCCUGGUUAUCGAGAUCAACUAUACCCGAGGGUUAAUUCUGGCCCUUGAACAAGAGAUACUACCUGCUGUAGAACACGGUGAUUCAACAGCAUGUGAGUCUCUCAGAAUAAUAUCUGCACUCAAAAAUGGGAUUCGGAAAUCUACUUUAUUUUGUGGGUUACGCAACGGGAUGUUAGUCCCACUUGACAUUGAGAAAAGUCAAGGGUCUGCACUAGAGCUAAAACAGAAUGCCCCAUAUAAACUUGGGGACACCUCUGCCCGCGUUCGUGGCUACGAGUCUGAUAUGUCGACAGCCAUCAUCGCCUGUGGAACUGGGCUGUGGCGAUUGUCAUUUAUCGGAAACGAUGACUGCUUGAGUCAUACACUAGACAAAAUCCUCAUUACGGACCAAAAUAACCCAGCCCGUAUGCAAGAUACAAUUGAUGUGUUCUGCUGUGCCGAUUUACAGCCCAACGCCCCUCCAGGAGGACUUGGAGGCUCGUUGAUUUGCUUCGCUGACAAUCAACUAUUUGCAUGCACGUUGGAAAAGUCACCAAAGCCGAUUCCUCGGCAAAUCCAUGUCCCUGGGGAUCCAAAGCGAAUUAUCUACUCUAAAUAUUUGCAGAAACUUGUUGUAGCAUACAAUUUUGUGAGCUACGAAAAGGAUGGCGAAUAUACACGACGUUAUACCCGCCCCAAAAUCUGUUUUAUUGACCCAGAUGACCAGUCAGCUACACCCCCAGCUUUAAAUAUGGAUGAAGGUACUAUCCAGCAAUUUGACAAUUCCCGACAUGCAGCUAUGCCAACAGGAGCAUCUGGUGAAAAGGUGACAGCACUAUUUGAUUGGAAUUUUUCUAGCGGUGAGCAUGCCUACAAUAUGAUAGUUGUUGGAACGUCACAGUCACGAAGUACUUACACAGGGCGACUGAUUUAUAUCUCCGCGCGCACAAACCCCCACAGCCCACGCCAGGUGCUGGCGACCAUCAAGUAUAUUCAUACAUAUAUGCAGCCCAUCAGAGCGGUUGCUUCCUAUGCUGCCACGUCCCUGGUUCUUGGAGUUGGCGACGAAAUAUUUUUUCAGACUUUGAACCCUUCAACAAAAAAAUGGAGAACACUACCAGCCUACAAAAUGGAGUCCACACCACUUUCGAUUACGGUGAAAACGCCAUUUAUAUAUGUCUUGACAGCACGACAUUCACUCUGCAUUCUUACACUGGCGAACGACCGCCUUGUGCUUCAUGCCCAAGACGGGACUGAUAGAGAAGGGUUGGCGCAUGUGAACCUAGAAGGCGAAUCGAAAAUCACACUGACGUCUAACAGAGGUGGUGCCCUGGUUGGACUCUCAGAGCUACAGCUUUUACAGGAUGAGAAGCUCAUAAAACCACUGUUUGCUGCCCAUACUCCUCAGUCGGUCAUUCGACUCAGCCUGAGCCACAGGCCUUACAAGUCUGGGCGUUCCGAAAUCAUAUAUGGCACAGCACUUGAUGGCACAAUCUACAGAUUCACGACUCUCAAAGAACAUGAAUGGCGACUUCUUCGAUUCAUCCAAAAUCUGUGCCUCAGCCAUCCCAUCGUAUGUCAGUACCGAGCCCGAUGGAAGCUGGUUUCAGAGGACCUAGCGCCCGUGGUGCUCAAACCAGAGUCAAUGCACGUUGAUGGUGAUGUUCUGAGUCGGGUUGUAGAACAUGGCGCUUGGAUUCUGGAAGACAUAAUGAAGCAGAACUCUGCAAAUUUUUAUACAAGCAGCCCUCGAGAGAAUAGUGGGAGGAUGGACUAUUUCUUAGAUUUUGCAACCCCUGUGGUGGGAAACGUGAAAAAUCCUUUUGUAGCUGUUAUCUCGUGGAUGGAAGAGCUGCUCCGUAUUGAGCUUUGA